UUUUUCUUCACCAACUGCUGCAGAAGCAGACGACGACUUCGAAGAACCGCCUUCGUCUCUCUCUCUCCUUCUUCUUCUUCCGAGACGGAGUCGAAUAUACUUACAUCCAUACACACACAUAGAGAGAGGAACAGAGAGAGUACGAGCCGGAAAUGGGCUGCGGCGGUGGAAAUCUCUUCUACCCGGUUCUCAUCGCGCUCUCUGUAGCCCUCAUCACUUACAACAUCAUCAUCUCCGCAAAUGCUCCUCUCAAGCAGGAGUUUCCUGGUCGAUCUUCUUCUUCGUCGGAGUUCUCUGUUGAUCCAAUCAUUGAAAUGCCGCGCGGCGGCGGAGGGGAGAAGAAGAGGCUGUUCCACACGGCGGUGACGGCGUCUGACUCGGUGUACAACACGUGGCAGUGCAGGGUCAUGUACUACUGGUUCAAGCGGGCCAAGGAUUCGGGCGGACCCGGGUCGGAGAUGGGCGGGUUUACCCGGAUCUUGCAUUCGGGCAAGCCUGAUAAGUACAUGGAUGAGAUUCCCACGUUUGUUGCUCAACCUUUACCAUCUGGGAUGGAUCAGGGUUAUAUAGUACUUAACAGGCCAUGGGCAUUUGUACAAUGGCUUCAACAAGCAGACAUAAAAGAAGAUUAUCUUCUGAUGGCUGAGCCUGAUCACUUAAUUGUCAAACCUAUACCAAACCUGGCCAGAGAUGGACUUGGGGCCGCAUUUCCAUUCUUUUAUAUCGAACCCAAGAAGUACAAGAAGGUGUUAAGGAAGUAUUACCCAGAGGAGAGAGGACCGAUAACCAACAUCGACCCGAUUGGAAACUCUCCGGUCAUUGUGGGAAAGGAAGCUCUGAAGAAGAUUGCUCCGACAUGGAUGAAUGUUUCAUUGGCUAUGAAGAAGGAUCCUGAAACAGACAAGGCUUUUGGAUGGGUUCUUGAAAUGUAUGCUUAUGCUGUCUCCUCAGCUUUGCAUGGUGUCAGCAAUAUUCUACACAAAGACUUCAUGAUUCAGCCCCCAUGGGACACAGAGGUCGGUGACAAGUACAUCAUACAUUACACUUACGGAUGUGACUAUGACAUGAAGGGUCACUUAACGUAUGGAAAAAUUGGGGAAUGGAGAUUUGACAAAAGAUCGUAUGAUAAUUCUCCGCCGCCGAGGAACCUUACCAUGCCUCCGCCUGGUGUUUCCGAGAGCGUGGUAACACUUGUGAAGAUGGUGAACGAAGCCACAGCCAAUAUCCCAAACUGGGGAUCGUAGAUAUUAUAUAUAUAUAGUCCUCACGAUCCUCUGGUCUCCAAAGUGCAUUCUCCGUGUGGUUUUUGUUCCUCUAUUCAAGAAUCACAGGAUGUACAUACACUGACUAUGUAGAAUAUGUAAGCUUUUGUAUGAGCGUCGGCAUUUCCUUAUGUGAUUAUCCCAAAGUGGCCAAUCAGUAAACAACUUACUUGAACUUCAAAUAUCUUAUAAAUUUCAACAUUUUUUUUUUA
This is a messenger RNA of Tarenaya hassleriana, 1474 nucleotides long. RefSeq lists its product as uncharacterized. Gene Ontology annotation, molecular function: glycosyltransferase activity. The transcript has 8 exons. The record is from RefSeq and is a predicted model, not a curated record. NCBI's taxonomy places the organism in Eukaryota, Viridiplantae, Streptophyta, Magnoliopsida, Brassicales, Cleomaceae. Bases 153 to 1244 code for a protein of 363 amino acids.